AUGAAGCAACUGGCACGCCGUUACGUUUACUGGAAAUUAAUUGACAAAGACAUCGAGCGUUUAGUUCGCUCAUGUCCAGCAUGUGUGAAUAUUAAAAACAGCCCAGUCAAAGCGCCGCUACACCCGUGGGAGGAACCAGAGAAUAAUUGGCAGCGCAUACACGUCGAUUACGCUGGCCCUUUUCAAGGCCACUACUUCUUAAUUAUCGUCGACGCUAAGUCAAAAUGGACAGAAAUUGAGAUAUGUCCAUCGGCACCUUCAACAGCAUCAACAAUUGAAAAAUUUAAAGACGUCUUCUCACGCCAUGGAUUCCCAGAUGUUAUGGUAUCAGAUAACGCAACAAUCUUUACAAGUGAGGAAUUAAAGGAAUUUUGCCAAAAAGCAGGUAUAUUUCAGAAAUUCAUUGCCCCAGGCCAGCCUGCAACAAACGGAUUAGCGGAAAGGAAUGUUCAAAUAUUCAAAAAUAGACUCAAAGCCAUGAUCGACGAACCACUAUCAAUUCAACAUAAAGUCCAAGAAAUACUUUUUCGAUAUCGAGCAACACCCUUAAGUAAUGGGAAAACACCUGCAGAACAAUACUUACAGCGACAAAUUCGUAUUCAACUAGACGCACUUAAACCUGUCAAAUUUCAAGCAUCCACACCUUCAAAACUUACAACACGGCAAUUAAGCGUGGGAGAACGUGUACAAGCACGCUAUUAUGCAAACAACAAAGCUCAAUGGAAACUCGGAACGAUCAUCAAGAAAUUCGGACAACUCCAUUACCUGAUCAAAUUGGAUGAUGGGUAUACAUUCAAACGACACAUUGACCAACUACGCGCAACGGAUGUCCAGCCAAAGAAAUCCGUAUCAUUUGCACCAGAGUCUUCGGAUGAACCAAAUCACAAUUCGAAUAACAAAGAACCAGAUUUAGGGGAUCUAACCAGAGUUCCAGUCAAUCAGCCAGAACAGAUCGACCUCCAGGCCGGACUUCCAGAACCAGCAGCAGAGCGGAACCCAAUUAAA
Molecule: messenger RNA, 1005 nt
Organism: Vollenhovia emeryi
Lineage: Eukaryota; Metazoa; Arthropoda; Insecta; Hymenoptera; Formicidae
Exons: 1
Biological process (GO): DNA integration
Molecular function (GO): nucleic acid binding
Source: RefSeq, a predicted model, not a curated record